ACGCUUCCGCCAUUUUGUUGUGUUGUUUGUUGGGUUUAACUGUAUGGGACGGGCGCACGUUGAGUGUCAUAAUGAUUAUUAUUUAAAAUUAUAAAUACUAUGUAACUAAUAGUGGACUAAAGAGGACGUUCAGUAAUGACUUGAUAUUUUAUUAUAUUAUGACGCGGGACGCGCAAUGCACAAAUAUUAGCUAACGACUGGCGGCCAGCCCAAUUUACAUAUCUGAUGUGGCAGUUAGGGAAGUUGACCUGCUUCAAAAUGAACUUUAACUUAAUGAGGGGCAUGUGACCAGUUAGCAAAAUAUGAGCUGUUGGAGCAUUUAGACACCAGGCUAUCUGUGGCGGCUCACUUGGUUGAUAAGUUUUGAAACUGCUUUUUAAUAGAGUUGCCUCAUGCUACCUCGGCAACAUCCAUCAACAUCAGCUUUGGGACCAUUAAAAUCUCCGUCCUCUUCUGAACCUAGAUCUGGAUAUAAUCAAAACACCGAGCAAAUAUGCCGUGAAUACAUCAGGGGCAAUUGCACCAAAUAUGGACAGUGCAAAUAUCGCCAUGAGCUCGAUACAAAUAGAAUGAAAGAGAUCUUACAGUUUUGCCACGACUAUCAAAACCGAACCGGCUGUACACGUAAAAAUUGUAAAUUUCUUCACGCCAGCAAGGAAGAGCAAAAUACGUUUCUCGCAACGGGGCAAAUCCCUCGCGCGCUAGCUGAGAAACACGCCGCCUCGGCCGCUGCCGCUUCCAACAUGCAAUCGAAUGCAGCUAAUGCGGAGACGAUUCCACAAAUAGCAAUGUUCAUCAGCGAAUCGUACAUGUCGCAACCGCCGCCCGCUCCCUGGCCGCCGCUGCCACCUGCGCAAGCCAUGCUGGCGCCGGUGGCGACCGCGCCGCCGCCGCCGCCGCCGGCGCCAUCGCCGCCUCGGUCACAGCACCUCCCUUCGCCCUCCGCUCCCGCGCCUGCUGUUUCCCAACUUCGCCCGGUAGCCACAGCUUACUCCGCAAUGCCACAACAUACAUUAUUCUCAAUAAACCAGCCGGCGGUUGUGGUACCGGAAAAGUUUGACCCGUCGAAGCCGCCCCCGCCGCUGCCAUCGCACAUGCAGCCCACUAACAACGGCCCCUUAAAAAGAAAAGUGGACACAAACGGAAACGCUGCAACAAGCAAGAUUCGGAAACCCGAUGGCCCUGAAGUGUCAGAGCAACGCUGCGAAUGCUGUGUCCAGCGAGAAUUAAGAAUUGACGGGUACAAGCAACAGAUGGAAGCCUUGCACAAUGAGGAAGAGACGCAAAUAUUAUUGUACAAAAAGAAACUACAGGAGUAUGAAAUUGGGAGAGACAUUUUAAAGAAACUCGUUGGCCCAGAACUGUUCGCUGUAUUUGACAAUCUGAUUGAGGGGGCCCAGGCACCACAGCUGGAUAAUUCAGUAUCUUUUAAUUCGGAUUCACCAACUGUAUCUAAGCAGGCUGUCAUACACCUAUUUAACAUGCUGCUCGGCGGUGGCACCAGAAACAUCAUCGAUCCGGUUCCCUCGACAUCCCAUAUGGACGAAACGUUGCAGUCCCUUACAAGACGGCAUAAUGUUGGCUAUUCUAACGCUGGACCAGACUUGAUCAAAUUCGUCACGGAUACAUUAAGAAGUAGUAAUACAGCAGAGAGGUCACCGUCAGUAGAAGAACGCCCAAGUGAACCGACGCUCAACAACAGAACAAAUGGCUAUUUAGCAAAUGGACAAAAACCUCAGCCUAGCACAAGCGAACCUGCAAGGUAUGGCGCGGCCGCUGGCUACGGCGGGGCAAGCGUGCAGGUGCCAGACUUCGGCGGGCGUGCGCACCAAGGGAUGCCCAACUACCCCGUAGCGGGCCCCAGCGGGUAUGCAGGAGCCCCUCCGCCCGCGCCGCCGCCCGCCGGCUACAUGUACCACCCGGCCGUCCCGCCACCGAACCGCCAUUACUACCCUCAGAACCCUGCUGUGUCCGGUACCGGGGGCAUGCAGUACAAUGGCACAGAGCGAGCGCCCGGCCCGGGCCCGGUCCAAGGGAUGCAGCCGCCUGCCGUGCCAGGAACGCUCCGACCGGCGGCAAAUGCCCCAAAUUACAAUUAUAUGGCUCGGUAUCCUCAGCCGCCUUACUUCCCACCUUACCAAUAGCCUCUGCAAUCCGCAAGGUACGUUGUACGAGCGCAGAACAACGCGAAGUCGCUUAGCGAAUUGCCA
Cydia amplana is the source of this 2210-nucleotide messenger RNA. Its product is annotated as atrophin-1-like. Gene Ontology annotation, molecular function: metal ion binding; RNA binding. The record is from RefSeq and is a predicted model, not a curated record. Bases 393 to 2144 code for a protein of 583 amino acids. The transcript is spliced from 12 exons. NCBI's taxonomy places the organism in Eukaryota, Metazoa, Arthropoda, Insecta, Lepidoptera, Tortricidae. Gene Ontology annotation, biological process: regulation of RNA splicing.